GCGCGCCAGUUCGGCCUCGUGCCCUUGCUUCGCGCUUUAAAUCAGUACUGACAGUCUAGUCCUCGUCAGGCUAACCCGAUUAUGUCGAAAAACACGUUCCCGUGAAGCAAAAGUCGCGCCGCUUCAAACGGUGCAAAAUCUGUGUCGCGAUACAGACUCUUGAGCUAUUUUUUCUUAACCCGGCACAGAAAAUGGAUACCACUUUGCACUGGACAGCACGGUGGUAGGUCUCUAUAAAACGGUUUGAACGAACGACAGAGAGGGGAGACCCAGCAAGUGAGAACGAGUAGGCUAAAAUUGCCCAUGUUGGUUUUCUCCCUGCGGUUUUCUCGACCUCUUCCUCGAGAGUUCCAAUCGGAACCGUUUUUCAUAAACUAAAAGUAACAAGAAGACAAAGAAAAAACGAGUUUCGUGUACCUGAAACGCGCCUCUUUCUUACUCCGCCAGAAAACUACAAAGCUAUUGCGGAAUGCCGCUGUGACACGCAAGUGACGACCAAAGACCCAAAGCAGUCGAGGGCCAAAAUACUGCACAUACGAGCCAAGGACCCAAGUUUUGAAAAGAUGCCAAGGGUACGAAGGCAGGUGGUUCUGGAAGACCCAGCUAGACCUGUCACACCUGAUAUGUUGCAAACAAAAUUAGUUAAAACAGAAUUCAUUGAUGAUGGGUCCUUGGAUGAAGAUCAGUCCCAGAAGGUCACAGAAGAAACACCGAGUCCUCACUUGCAGGACCACCAGUAUGGACAGACACCUUGUUAUCAAAUAACAAGGAGACCUGCGCAACCUCCUCCUCGUACUGAGAUGUCGGUACAGGCAGUGAAAAGAAGACUUAAUUUGGAGAUGGGUACUACGGGCCCUAGUCAGCCUGCCUUCAAAACUCCGCGAGGAAAGCGCAGGCGCACUGGUUCAAAUUCAUUAAGUGGACACACACCUACCAAAAGCAAGACUGUUGAAAGGACGCGAUAUGACACGUCGUUGAGUUUACUUACCAAAAAGUUCAUCAAUCUAGUUGAGAGUAGUCAGGACGGCGUGGUUGACUUGAAUAUCGCAUCUGAGAAACUAGAAGUUCAAAAGCGUCGUAUAUAUGACAUCACAAAUGUGUUGGAGGGUAUAGGGAUUUUGGAGAAGAAAAGCAAAAACAAUAUUCAGUGGAAAGGUGGGCAACUUCCGGGCGAAAGGAAUGAUGUGAUGGAUUUAAGAAGAGAGGUAGCAGAUCUAGAGGCGAAAGAAAAUGCUCUGGAUCGACUAAUACAUGGAGCCGAGAAAACUCUCAGAGAACUCGGUGCCGAGAAGAAAUUUGCGUACGUGACGUAUCACGACCUUAGGUCUGUUUCCGCGUAUAAGGAUCAGGCUAUUAUGGCAGUCAAAGCACCACCAGAAGCAACCCUCCAUGUUCCACAGCCAAUUCAUAAUUUCGGAGCACCCAAGCUUCAAAUACACAUGAGGUCGACACAAGGAGAAAUUGAAGUGUUUUUAUGUCCCGAUGAAGCCGUUUCAAAACCAUUGUCGUCUACGUCUUCAGCUCAAAUGACAGCAACGACAACAACGACAACGUCGCCGCCUCAAUCUUUUUCAUCAAAUUCAUCAUAUUACUCUUCAGAAUUGUUACCCAGUCGUCGAGAAGUUAAAGUCGAACAGGUGCCUACCGCCGGAAGGGAAGUAAAACAGGAGAAUUCUCUAACAUUACUUUCCUCUUCCUCGGGCAUGCGGGAUGCUCUCCUUGGUGAAUCUGAGGAUUUUAAUCUCAUGUCAGAAAACAACCAACUCCAGUCGGAGGGACAGGGACAAUCUUUAGACAUGAGUUUACUCGACUUUGGAGAUCCAUUACUUCCUUUGGAGGCGCCGUUUGACUACGCAUUUACUUUAGGCACCGGAGAGGGUUUGUCGGAUCUCUUUGACUUUGAUUUGUAGAAGUAACGAAUAUCUUUCGAAACUGCUCCGAGUUCGUCUCCAGGGAGUUUCACACGAACGCUCCUCGAAAAGCAAUUUUGUACUUACCGGAAGUACCUUGCUAGCGCCGACUUUGCGAUUUUUCGGUAAUUACGUCUGGAAGUUGUACCGUUAAAAAAUUACGGCUGCUGUUUAUAUUUCUAGGCUUUGGUAUAGUUCAAGUAUUACGUAACGCCUUAGAAGGAAUGGGGUCAGUUUUAGCGUUAAGCUAAUAUAAAAGAAAUGUAGAAAAAAUGCUAACUAUAAUCCCCAAAAUAUUGUCAUAAAAACUCGUUAUGAAAUACUUGAACGGCCCCUUUACAAAAGUGGCACUUUAGAAAAAGGGCCUUGCGAAGCAUCAAAAUGACUUAGGAGAAAAACUCAGAAUUAAAUUACAUAUUAUUCAAAUUAGGGAGAGCAGGUAUAUACUUACUUCAUAGAACAUUGUCGACAAAAAUAAGGGAAACGGAUGAUGUUUCGAAUUCAAAAGAUUUGCUUGUAAUACUUACUUCAUUGUUUUAGAAAAAAUUUCUUUUCUACCUAAAAAUUGAAAAAAAAAUGAUACAAAACCUUGUUCCAAAGUAAAAAAAAAACGACAAAAAAUUCUCCUUGUUUAGGUUUUAAUGAAAAAUAGCGUCAUUGCUGUGAAUUGGCGUCAUUUCUUUGUUCCGGAACCGCAAAUCUCACGAGACAUAUCACGUGAUUGAUGAGAUGCUAGCGCCCUCUGGAACUCUUCGGUGCGAACGCUAAGCUACCCUUGGUGCAAUUUAUGUAAUUUUUUUCCGCGUUUGCAACCGUAAAUACUAUUGCGUCUCAGAAAAUAUGAACAAAUACAAUUCGGCAGAAUAAUUAAUUAAAAUGUGUAAUAGUAGUUAAUUCAAAUUUCUUUGCGAUUCUUUUCGGGCAAAGUCUGCUAGAUUCCCAAAGAUUCGAGAUAUCGAAUCAAUGUAUCGAUAUCCGGUACAAAAUUGAUAAAAAUCAGAAUGAAUUGUUGAGAUAUAAACGUACUAGUAUACUAAAAAUGAUUGUAAAUAAAGAUUAAUAAUGAAGAAAGGAGAAAGAAAAGUUGCAAAUUUUUGGUUUGAAGUCAAAUUAAACGUGGAACAAAAUUUUUCAACUUUUAAAUAAAUGCAAUAAUGGCGUACCUCACGCACAACUCGGUACAUGGUUUGUACACUAUUAAAUGCAUUUCUAUGGCAAUACUUAUUCUGACUAGGUGAUUAGCUAUUAACAGUACCUCAGCUGUGCCUAUGCAAAAUAUCUAUGAACGUAAGAGUGUAUUGUCGGAGUAUAAGCCUGCCGGGCAUGGGGAACCAAAUUCUUGUGCAUUGACUUCACAAAAGUAGAGCCUUUUUCUGUCGUAAGUAUGACAUAGUGCAAAAACUGUCCAAGCGCGGCGCAUGUGUUUUAUGCGUAGCAAAUGGUUGCAAUACACGGCGAUACAUUGUUUUUGUACUUAAUUGUAUUAUUUACUUUCGACAAAAUAUGUUUUUUUUUUUUCGGUGCAGAAUUUCAUGUGUGAAACGUUUGAUUUGUAUGUGGGCGCAUGGCAUUACUCGGUUGUCGUAGCAACCACAUUUGAGCCAAAAAAGCAUCUCAUAUAUAAACAUGUCCCCGUUGGUACUAUAGCAGUUACGGAACAUGUAUUUCCGACCAUGACAUAUAUUAAGAUACAGUGUAAACCCACUGAUAGCCGAAAUCGCUAGAAACUGGGAGCCCCUCCCGUUCCUUCCACCAUUUGUCCUGAUCCGCUAAUUAGUGUUUUUGAUGUUGUGCCUCAGCUGGCAAGAUGUCUGCACGUCAAGAAUGAAGUAAGAAUAUCAAUUUUAUGGAAAGAAGCUUGAAUUUUUAUUAAUUUCACAAAAAAUUAUUUUGUACUAUAAGUGUAUUUGGAUAUUAUUAUUUGUUUUUCAAAACCUGUUCAAUUACAGAAUGAAAUCUUUACAAUAAAAGUUUCGAUUUUAUUAUUUAAUUUAAUAGCUUUUGAUAGUAAUGUCCAAGUACACUAAUGAUGCCUUUUCACGUAGGCCUGUUAUGAAUUAAUCGUUGAACUAAUUUGACACAUCGAGUUCGUAUCUGGGUUCUCCACCAGUCAGAUUUCCCAUAAACCAACAAGUAGUGCAGACAUAUUAGAUUUCCCACACCCAGCUUCAAAUACCUGAGAUGCGUGCGUCACGAGAGACAACGCCGUUGUGUACAAAACGUUUUACGUCAUAUGAAUUCGCUUCACCACUAAAAACGUUAGAGAGGUCUCUGUUUUUCCGUCUUCCGGUUUCACUGAUUCGACAAUUGACGGGUUUGCACUGUGCUAAAUAAAAUUUUCAAACAAGCUUUGAUGAACCUGUAAUUAAUAGAAUCAUGCUAAUAAAACUGGUUUGUCAAUUCGCCCUAAUCUGUUUCAAACCGUAUACAUUAGCCGACAUCUUCGCGAGAAUGUAGGACAAUAAUAAAAUAACCCUUAUAAAACCAUUUUGAUUUCAACAGAGCAAUUUCAAACAUUAAAACAGGUUAAGUAAUCGCAUGUUCCGUCGAUUAGUGGUGGCACAUUUUUACUCGUGAGAUUUUCGUUGACGUUAGUCCCUAUCUAUGUUAGACACCUUUGCGGCCGACGAAACAAAGCUAAUUUAUUCUUCCGAUUCAUAAAUAUUCAAUUUUACAAUUUUACGUGUAUAUGCGUGCAUAAUAUAAUAUAAUAUGCAUCAUGUAAGCUUUUCAUAAUGGCUAUUGCAAACAAUUGAUAACUGUUCAAUCGAUUCGUGAAUAGUUUGUAAUAUUUUAAUACUUUGGGACUUAUUGUGACAGCACGAAUUUCAGGACGUUCUUACGACAUUCUUACAACAGUUUCUAUGCCCGUAUUUUUAAGGUGUCUGUUACAUAGCAUGACAACGUAAAUACAUCCUACAGCCACGAACAUAGAUUUUUCGUAACAAUGUCGUAAAGACGUCGUCAACAUUUGUGUACAGGAAAAUACAUUUUUUGGUUUUCAAAAAUCCACAGGGCCUAAACGUUUACGUACACAUGCGAAGAGUAAUUUAGACUAAAAAUUUGAAUACAGUAAAAAAUCGAGCUAUCACAAGCGCAUUAAAGAGAAGGUAUUUCUACGACAUUCGUAUGGAGAAUAGGCCAAGGGAGCCUAAAGUAGUGUAUAUAGAAAAAAUAAGCACAUUCUCAGAUGAAGCUAGAGUUAUAAGUUAGUUAUACUACGCCAUGUCCACUUUUUGACAAUUUGGAACCAUUAUUAUUUUGAAGCCUACUAAGUAUUGCACUUCGUUUCUAAACCAAUUUACCCUGAAAUGUACUCACUAAACUGUUGCAAUAAAUAAUUAGAAUAGUGACGUUAAUUAAAAGUUAUAAUCAUAUUACGCCAUGUUCUUUUUCGCAUUAUUAUAAAUGGAAAAGUUCAAUUUCGUAGCGCAUAUUUUUUAUGGGUAAACUCAUUUUAAUUUAAGGGAUAACAAUUUGCAAAAUAAAUUUAAUCUUAAAAGUAACCAUCAGAUAAUUACUCAAAUAUAAAUAAUUUUAGAAUAACUCAUUUAAUUCAAGGUAUGCAGUACAAUAGAUUAAUGUAAACUAUCAUUCUGUUCAACUUUUAAGUUUAAAUUUUUAUUAUGAAUAGUUAAAUUAAAAGUAUUUUUGGAGCAUAGUGUACUAUAUAAUUCUGAGAAGAAAUGAUUUAUUUGAAUCUCAUAUUACGCUAUGUCCAAAACUAAUUUUCCACAUCAGCUAAGACACAUUUAUAAUAAUAUUAAUAUUUGUUAUUUUUGACCGAUAAUCAUAUUUUGAAAUUAAUCGAGAUUUUAUUAGAGUAUACUGUGGUUAAACCUUGAACCUCAUUUUCUCAGUUUGGCAGUUAAGGGACAUGGCAUCGUAUAACUUUAUGCCGACGAUAUGACCUUAAAAUAAAUUAAACAAAAUUGAAUAAUUAAUUAUUUUAGAAAUUUUUGCCAGUUUAUAAAAUAAUAAUUGUUUCAUGAUAAAAAACUUUAUUAAGAUGCUGCCAUAUUACCAUAAAUUUUGAACAGCAGCACGCUCGGGAAGUUCGGGCGCGUGUACUUCGUCCGAAAACGUGCUCGUUUUUUGUGAUGUCAAUGCAUAAGACUAUUGCUUAUUUUGUAUAUUUUCGAUUGGCAUUCAUUUAUCUCUACCAAUGAUAAGUCCUCCUGAACUUGUGAUAAAAAAUGUUUAAAUAUAUUUUUUUAGGAAAAUGAAAAAUAAGAUGUUCUUUUUUUCUUUUUGAACUUUUUGACAUAAAAAUUUGUACUAAGCAUUUCUGGAAAUAUAUUGUACAUAAAAAAUAAAAAAAACAUAGGCAGCAGCUUAAUGUCCAUGUGAAAAAGUCCGCGUGGAUGUAUACGUGAAAAUUCGGAUGGUAUUUUGGAUCAGUCCACAUGGAAAUCUACGUAGAACUUCAGAUAUAAUUUUUAAACUGUAAAUAUCUUGUCAACCGUAAGAGAUAGGAAAAAAUGGAUAUCAUUUUUAAAUUUUGGGUACUUUUCGUACUUUUAAAACAUAUCAUAUUCUACAGGUCUAAUGGUGGUUUGAAUAUUUCAAGAAAAAGGAAACCAACCCAUAAAGUACCAUCUGGAAAGCCACGUCACAACAUUAAAAGCAUAAUUGGUCCAAGUCUUUUUUGGGAAAAUUUCUUCCAUUUUGAUAAACUACAAGAAAAAAUACCAUUUUUUGAAAUUCACCUUGACCUUUUUUCAAUGUAAAUGGUGCAGAGAUAGCAUUAUUUCGAGAUUAGUAUGAUAUGGC
This is a messenger RNA of Belonocnema kinseyi, 6683 nucleotides long. Its product is annotated as transcription factor E2F2-like. Gene Ontology annotation, biological process: regulation of transcription by RNA polymerase II. Gene Ontology annotation, cellular component: RNA polymerase II transcription regulator complex. The transcript has 8 exons. The record is from RefSeq and is a predicted model, not a curated record. NCBI's taxonomy places the organism in Eukaryota, Metazoa, Arthropoda, Insecta, Hymenoptera, Cynipidae. Bases 564 to 1910 code for a protein of 448 amino acids. Gene Ontology annotation, molecular function: DNA-binding transcription factor activity, RNA polymerase II-specific; RNA polymerase II cis-regulatory region sequence-specific DNA binding; protein dimerization activity.